CUCUCUCCAUGUUUCUCUCAAACCUGCCUAACAACACCAUGAGGCGCUAAACAACGGAUAGCAACGAAAGCGAAUCAAAUAUUUUAUCUGUUGCUCUUCUCUCUUUCGACACUUGCUUGAAAACUAUCGAAAUAACAACACGGAUACAAUAUACUGUCUGUCUAUCUAUCUUUCUAUCUGUCUAUCUAUCUACCUACCUAUCUAGACUUUAUUUCACUGAGGAAUAGCCGUCCUUUAAAAAACAGAAAAAUAAUACUUAUAACAUAUAAUUGAAACAAUUACUGUUAUCAUAUUUAUUAUAACUAUUAUUAUUAUUAUUAUUAUCAUUAUUACUUAUCAAUUGGAGGAGUUUGGUUCGGUGUAUUCCCUUCCAUUCAUAGAAAUCGCAGAAAUUCUCCAUCCAACCAACUUGUUGUCUGUAAUCAUACUGGAGCAACACCUUGAUGCAUUCAUUGUCGACCAAACCAACUCCAAUGCUUACUUAGUUUAGUCAGGUGGUGAUUAUCUAAGAUGGGAUUAAUUAGCACAAUUUUCGAUUCAAUGAAGUGGCUUAAUGAACUUUAAAGAUUUCUUUAUCUGAUGCUAUCAUCUUUAUCAUCGCUAUUAAUUAUCAGCAGCUUAUUACCCUCUUCUUCAUCAACAAAAUAGAAACUUCAUUUAUGGCUAAAACAUAUCAACCAAAUUCUGGCGUUAUUUGUCAUUCUUCACAGUCUAAUUUGGUCGUAGAACCAUGCAAAUAUUCCGACUGUGAGUCAGCAGUGACUGCAGGAAUUAAACGGUUUGAAUUAAGUAUGAAAUUUAUAGUAUUGUUCAUGACAGGGCUUGGAUUUUUCUUUGGUAUUCUUGUUGGCCUGUUAAUACAACUUCCGGGUGUGACUGUGCCUUCGGAUUUUGUCCGAACCAGCAGCAAGGAUGUCCGAGUUGACAUCAAAGAGUCCUAUCACCGAUACCAGGAACCAACAGAAGGCCCACUUGCACAGCAGAUACAAAGAGUUAUUGUAGCAAGAGAAAUAUUAAAUGAAAAAGCUCACGGUCAAAUGCAAAAAACCGAUUUAGCAGUGGUUCAGAAUACGAAUAAUUCUUUAGAAAUCAAAGAAGAGAUUUUAAAGAAGAGUCCUUACCCAGAUGCUCCUUACCAAGAAACAUUAUUGAACGCAGAUGUGAAACCCGAAAUCCCCAUCAAUGCUGUACUUAGGUUUACUCGGUUUUCGGCAGCUAAUGAUUCCAAUAAAAAACCUUCCCAGGUGGUAAAAGGUGCAGCAGAAACUAAGUCCCAAGCUGAUUAUAGUCCAAAUAUAAAUAAGAAAUUGGCAGGAAAUUCUUCUGUAGUAAAUGGUGUGUUUUGGCAACCUUCUGUAGAGAAAUUGUGUGUUGUUGGUUUUUCUAAAGAAAGAAGAUCAAAUUGGCGGCAGAAAGCUGGCAUUCUGCAAAUUGUUAAAAUGGAAGAAGGAUGCGGACGAAUGCAAAACAGGUUGCUGACUUUCAGGGAUUCCUCAAAAGCUUGUGCUCGCUAUCGAUUAAAUACAGAUCAAAUCCAAGGAGAUAUAUUUUCUUACUACUUAAGCCAAAUCUUAAAAAUCAGUAAUCUUCCCCCAUCCAUUGCUCUUGCUGUACAACCAAGAGAUAUCAAGUGGAGUGACAUUCACGAGGAAAUUGCACAAUCUCAGUGGGUAGAAGACCAAGUAGUUGUCGUGUCAGAAUGGAUUGAUGGUCUUGAACCAACAUUUAUACCUAAAGAGUUUCGCAACGAAGGCCUUCACUUAAAUCCUACUUCUGAUAGCCUGUCGAGCAAAAGUCAAAAUGAACUUUGUGAACUCAUCCAGUGGUCAGAUUUAAUAGUGUUCGACUAUUUAAUCGCCAAUCUUGACCGCGUUGUAAACAAUAUGUUCAACAAACAAUGGAACGCUAAUAUGAUGAGCAACCCAGCACAUAAUCUCCAGAAAGUUCCAUCGAAUGAACAGCUAGUAUUUUUGGAUAACGAAUCUGGAUUAUUCCACGGAUAUCGCCUACUUGAUAAAUAUAGUUCGUAUCACCAUUCCAUAUUGCAAUCGCUGUGUGUCUUCAGGAAAUCGACUGCAAAAGCUAUAGAAAGAUUACACUUUACUGGAGAUAUUGGUAAAGAACUGAAAGAAGAAUUCAUCAAGAACGAAAAAUUCCAUUAUUUAAUACCAAGUUUACCAGAGAAAAAUGUCAAAAUCCUUCAGGAACGAAUCUCAGAAGUUUAUGCACAAAUACAAAAAUGUCAAGACAAAUACAUAUACAAAACAGCACAAUAGACACACAAUUUAUAUACACAAGGAUUUUAUUUAUUUAUUUUUCUCUUUGGUUCCCCUGAUAUACUCUACAUCACAAGCUUCGUGUUCCCAAUUCCCACCAUUUCUAUUUAUCACCCGCUGUACAUAGACGAUAAUUAAAAUUUAUUUCAACAAGGUAAAUAUGUAAUAUUAAGCAAACUUAUUUUUCUAUAAAAAAUAAAUUUUAUUACAAUUA
Molecule: messenger RNA, 2490 nt
Organism: Octopus bimaculoides (California two-spot octopus)
Lineage: Eukaryota; Metazoa; Mollusca; Cephalopoda; Octopoda; Octopodidae
Product: four-jointed box protein 1
Biological process (GO): cell-cell signaling
Source: RefSeq, a predicted model, not a curated record